Cololabis saira (Pacific saury) is the source of this 7594-nucleotide messenger RNA. It is a transcript of the gene map4k4, whose product is annotated as mitogen-activated protein kinase kinase kinase kinase 4. Gene Ontology annotation, biological process: protein phosphorylation. Bases 191 to 4765 code for a protein of 1524 amino acids. The transcript has 32 exons. NCBI's taxonomy places the organism in Eukaryota, Metazoa, Chordata, Actinopteri, Beloniformes, Belonidae. Gene Ontology annotation, molecular function: ATP binding; protein kinase activity. The record is from RefSeq and is a predicted model, not a curated record.
UCUCCACGGUCGGUAUGUAGCAUCGGCGGCGCUCCUGAUUCGGACUAGAACCAGAGGAGAAAACGCGCUUUGCACGGACACUAGGAGCAGCAGGAUUAACCCUGACCCCCAGGAGGAUGAGACCAGCACCGUCCGCCUGAAGGAGAAUAAAACACCCUCAUUCUGCUCUAUUAUCUCCCUUUUUACAAACAUGGCGAACGACUCUCCGGCUAAAAGUCUGGUGGACAUAGACCUGGCCUCGCUGCGGGAUCCUGCAGGGAUUUUCGAGCUGGUGGAAGUGGUCGGAAAUGGCACCUAUGGGCAAGUCUAUAAGGGUCGACAUGUUAAGACGGGGCAACUGGCAGCCAUCAAGGUCAUGGACGUCACCGAGGAUGAAGAGGAGGAAAUAAAGCUGGAAAUCAACAUGCUGAAGAAGUACUCUCACCACAGAAACAUUGCCACAUACUAUGGCGCCUUCAUCAAGAAGAGUCCGCCAGGUCACGACGACCAGCUCUGGCUGGUGAUGGAGUUCUGCGGAGCCGGGUCCAUCACAGAUCUGGUGAAGAACACCAAAGGCAACACGCUGAAGGAGGACUGGAUUGCCUACAUUUCCAGAGAGAUCCUCAGGGGAUUAGCUCACCUGCACGCUCAUCAUGUCAUCCACCGUGACAUCAAGGGACAAAACGUGCUGCUGACGGAGAACGCUGAAGUCAAACUAGUGGAUUUUGGCGUGAGCGCUCAGCUGGACCGGACCGUGGGCCGGAGGAACACCUUCAUCGGAACGCCGUACUGGAUGGCUCCGGAGGUCAUCGCUUGUGAUGAAAACCCUGACGCCACCUACGACUACAGGAGCGACCUGUGGUCCUGUGGAAUCACGGCUAUAGAGAUGGCUGAGGGAGCGCCGCCUCUGUGUGACAUGCAUCCAAUGAGAGCCCUCUUCCUCAUUCCCAGAAACCCUCCUCCUCGCCUCAAGUCCAAAAAAUGGUCGAAGAAGUUCUUCAGCUUCAUCGAGGGCUGCCUGGUGAAGAACUACACCCAGCGACCCCCCACGGAGCAGCUGCUCAAGCACCCGUUCAUCCGCGACCAGCCCAACGAGAGGCAGGUCCGCAUCCAGCUCAAGGACCACAUCGACAGAACCAAGAAGAAGCGCGGCGAGAAAGAUGAGACCGAGUACGAGUACAGCGGCAGUGAAGAGGAGGAGGAAGAAGCCUCUGAGCAAGAAGGAGAGCCAAGCUCCAUAGUGAACGUGCCGGGCGAGUCCACCCUGCGCCGGGACUUCAUCCGGCUGCAGCAGGAGAACAAGGAGCGAUCGGAGGCUCUGCGGCGCCAGCAGCUGCUGCAGGAGCAGCAGCUCCGGGAGCAGGAGGAGUACAAACGCCAGCUCCUGGCCGAGAGGCAGAAACGAAUCGAGCAGCAAAAGGAGCAGCGCCGGCGGCUGGAGGAGCAACAACGCCGUGAGCGUGAGAUGAGGAGGCAGCAGGAACGCGAGCAGCGCCGGCGCGAGCAGGAGGAGAAGAGACGCGUCGAAGAGAUGGAGCGACGCCGCAAAGAGGAGGAAGAGCGCAGGAGGGCGGAGGAGGAGAAGAGGAGGGCCGACCGAGAGCAGGAGUAUAUCCGCCGCCAGUUGGAGGAGGAGCAAAGGCACCUGGAGAUCCUGCAGCAGCAGCUCCUGCAUGAACAGGCCAUGCUGCUGGAGUAUAAAUGGCGGGAGCUGGAGGAGCAGCGGCAGGCCCAGAAGCUCCAGAGACAGCUGCAGCAGGAGCAGGCCUACCUGCUCUCCCUACAACAGGGCCAGAACCUGGACGUUAGCAAGUCCUCACAGCAGCAGAGCCCUGCAGCAGACGGGGCAAAGCCCCUGCAGAGCCCUGACUCGGACGCAGCCAAACCAGCGCAGAGCACUGACUCUGAGAAGACACGGCCCAGUCCGCUGUCCAGUCUGGAUAAAAGUGAAGUCCCCCAGCAACCCGCCGCUGACCUGCAAGGCCCUGCCCCCGAUACUGAGCCGGUCAGAGAGGCCGACGAGAGGUAUCGUAAAAACAUCCAGGGAUCUCCUCAGGCCGCCCAGACCAAACCCCAGCAGCCUCCGGUGCCGCCGCGCUCCGAGUCCUCUUAUCCCAACGGAAACGCUGCGGCUGAGACGCCGGCCAUGCACCGGGCCGUGGAGCCACAGGUCCGCUCACAUCUGGCUGCUUUAAAGAGCAGCAGCAGUGUGGCCUCGUCCAGCUCCUCUUCUCCAACCCCUCCUGCCGUGUCUCGAUCACAUCCCAUAAGUGAGCCGCUUGCAUCUAGCUUUGAAAACCUCCACCUUCACAACAGCCAUGACUCACAUCAACCUCCAUCAUCAUCAUCGUCAUCCUCAUCAUCAACACCUGCACGCACUGACCCACAAUCCCAGCUUCAGUCCAGACCCUUUCCCCAUGACAAGGCUCCUUCAGAAGAGGCCCCGCCCCGGGUUCCUGUCAGAACUACAUCCAGGUCUCCAGUGCUGUCGAGGCGAGACUCGCCUCGCCAUGGCAACGCCCCACUCAGCAGAGAUGUCCUGAGCCGAACUGUUGCCAGCUCCGCAGAGCCUCGGCUGCUGUGGGAACGGGUGGAGAAACUGGUUCCCAGAACGACCAGUAAUAGCGGCAGCGGAGGCUCCAGUUCCUCCAGCAGCUCCAGUAACUCCAGCUCUCAGCCCAGUUCUCACUGCGGCUCUGGAGAGAGGUUCAGGGCCCGCUCCUCUUCCAAAUCUGAGGGCUCCCCCCUCCAGCGACCAGAGAAUGCUGGGAAAAAGCCCGAGGAGAGGAAGGACUUGGUGAGGCCGAGCAGACCAGCGGACCUGACCGCUCUGGCCAAGGAGCUGCGUGCAGUGGACGACGUCCGUCCGCCAAACAAGGUGACGGAUUAUUCCUCGUCCAGCGAAGACUCGGACACCACCGACGACGACGAUGACGAGGAGGUGGACCAGGAGGCGGGGGAAGAGUCCACCUCUGGCCCGGAGGACUCCAGAGCCGUUUCUUCCAGACUAAGCAACGGGGAAACGGAGUCUGUGAAAACCAUGAUCGUUCACGACGAGGGCGAGAGCGAUGCGGGGUCAACUCCCUGCAAAGACAGCACGCUGAUCGUCAGACAGAAUAGCCACCGUAGUUUACCCUUUGCGGUAGCUAAGACGUUCCCUUCCCUCGAACACGUCAGGAUCACAUCUAGACCCAAAGUUGUCUGCCCCUCUUUCUACUUCCAGAGUGCAGGUGACAACAGAAAGCGUGCGGCCCCCGGUUCGGGCCAAACGCAGACCCCUAACCUGCUCUCAGGCUUCGCCCCGAGCCCCGGCCCGGCUUCGGGGCAGGGCCUGGUCCACCUCACCCCCAGCUCCCUCCACCACCACCACCACCACCACCACCACCCCACACAGCACUCGGACCGCAACGGCUUCCCCGGCCGCAUCCACCACCUCCCGGACCUGAUCCAGCAGAGCCACCAUUCCUCCCCCUCCUCCUCCGCAUCCAACUCCCCCUCCUCCUCCAGCCUCGCCAGCCCCUCCAUGUCCCCCCAGAGUCCCCUGGAAAAGUUUGGCAUCCUCACAGAGAGCCAGUCCAGUAACAACAUGCAGAAACACAAGUCUUCUUCCUCCUUCACUCCGUUCAUUGACCCACGCCUUCUCCAAGUCUCUCCAUCCACCGGCAGCGCCCUCAACAAUGUCGCCCUUCCCUUUGACCUCCUAGGCUACGCCAACGACGCCCGGCUGGCGGAGGCGCUGAGGGCAGACCCGUCUCGGAAAGGCUCCGUGGUCAACGUGAACCCCGUCAACACUCGCCCUCAGAGCGACACCCCAGAGAUCCGCAAGUACAAGAAGAGGUUCAACUCCGAGAUCCUGUGUGCGGCGCUGUGGGGAGUGAACCUGCUGGUGGGAACGGAGAGCGGCCUGAUGCUGCUGGACCGCAGCGGCCAGGGGAAAGUUUACCCGCUCAUCAACCGACGGCGCUUCCAGCAGAUGGACGUCCUGGAGGGACUCAACGUUCUGGUCACUAUAUCAGGGAAGAAGAACAAGCUGCGGGUUUACUACCUGUCCUGGCUGAGGAACAAGAUCCUGCACAACGACCCGGAGGUGGAGAAGAAGCAGGGCUGGACCACCGUGGGGGACCUGGAGGGCUGCGUGCACUACAAAGUUGUGAAGUAUGAGAGGAUCAAGUUCCUGGUUCUGGCUCUGAAGAACUCGGUGGAGGUUUACGCCUGGGCACCCAAACCUUACCACAAGUUCAUGGCCUUCAAGUCCUUCGGUGACCUUGUGCACAAGCCCCUGCUGGUGGACCUGACGGUGGAAGAAGGCCAAAGGCUAAAAGUCAUCUACGGCUCGUUCUCAGGCUUCCACGCCGUGGAUGUGGACUCCGGGGCGGUCUACGACAUUUACCUGCCCACACACAUAACUUCCAGUAUCCAGUCCCACGCCAUCAUCAUCCUGCCCAACACCGACGGCAUCGAGCUGCUGGUGUGCUACGAGGACGAGGGCGUGUACGUCAACACCUACGGCCGCAUCACCAAGGACGUGGUGCUGCAGUGGGGGGAGAUGCCCACCUCAGUGGCUUAUAUACGUUCCAACCAGAUCAUGGGCUGGGGGGAGAAGGCCAUAGAGAUCCGCUCCGUGGAGACGGGCCACCUGGACGGCGUCUUCAUGCACAAGAGAGCCCAGAGACUCAAGUUCCUGUGUGAAAGAAACGACAAGGUGUUUUUCGCGUCUGUCCGGUCCGGCGGCUCCAGCCAGGUCUACUUCAUGACUUUGGGUCGAAGCAACCUGCUGAGCUGGUAGAGGUCCACGCCCCGUCCUCAUCCUCCUCUUCCUCCUCCUCAUCGUCUUCUGCCCUCGCUAACACUGGAUCUCAGAACCCACCGUCGAUGUCUUUACAACCAAAAGAGAAGCAAAUCCAACCGCAGACCAGCCCUCCGGACCAGUCGACAACGGCACCUUAGCUCUGCGGCGGACGAGCUCCGAGCUACGGGCCCGCCCGCCCGCCCGCCCGCGACCCAGCACCCGCCGGCCUGGGCCUCUCGACGACCCGCCGGCCAAACCAAACCCAUGCUAAACACCAGAACAAAUACAUCAAAUGUGAAUUCAAGAAAAAGGGGGCAAAGAAAACAGCCGUUGUUUUCCUCUCACGUUUUCUUGGUGCUUGUCAGAAUACGAUGGAAAUAGAUUUUUGUACUUUUUCUUUUCAUUUCCGUGCUGCCGGGCUGGUCAGUAAGCUUGAGGUGUUCUAACUGCUAGUACUGCUAAAGCUCUUCCUACUACUGCUACUACUUUCUGCAGGUCUGCCUCUUGUAAGGGAGCCCCCCCCCCCUCCGCCUGGUACCCCGGCGGGGGCACAGUCUUCGUUUAUGCUACAGUAUUGUGUAUGAAUUAACUUGUGUCUGGUCCGAUUCCUGCUGACGUGCCGGUUAGAGACGACACGUCUAAAGCCCCGGAGCCGGAGGGCCGACCCGAGCCGGGCUGCUGGGACUCAACACGGGGUCUGCAUGUGGAGGUGGAGACGGGCGUUGCCGUGGAGACGGGCGUUGCCGUGGAGACGGGCGUUUGUCCUGGACAGGUGCUUUAAAAGAAACAAGAUGACGGAGAAACGAUGAGCUAGAUGGAUUUCAGAGUAGUAUUUUUUUGAAUCAUUGUUGAUAUUAUUCCUUGAAGAUAAGUGUAACUAUGUGGAGUUGAAUAUGUCUUUUAUUUAUUUUCUUUCUCUAUAAACAUUUCUGCACAUCCACCCCCUGUCCACGUGUCAGGACCGUGUGAAGGAAGUGACGUGUCUGCCCUCCUGAGCAUAACACAACCAAGGUUUAAAUAUAUAUAAUUAUAUAUAUGCGAUAAAAUUCACUUGAGCUCUUUGUCAAGUUUUCCACUCCCCCCAACCCCGACCUAAACUUGAGAAACUGGAACUGCUGUGAAUAAGAGUAGGAUAUGAAAUAAGAGGGUGAUGAUGGAGCGGUAACGUAGAGAAGAGACGGGAACGUGGGAGUGUGGAUGUAGAGUUAAGAGCGUUAGCAGGUGGGUUUAAUGAGGUUUAAUGAGGUGGAACACGCGGUCGGCAGGUCAGUUUCAGUACAAGAGGUGGACUUCUAUCUUCAGUUUUCUUUUUAACUCAUUUCACCUUUCAUUUAUACCGUUCGUAUGUAUCCAAUGCACUAAGUGUCCAGAAUGUAGAAAGACUUUUACUGUGUGGUGGUCCAAGGCAUGAGAUGUUUUUUGCUUUGUAUCUUGUCACAAGUGAUUAAUCCUAGAUGUUCAAUUUCAAGUUUAAGACGAUUAAAAGCUGCAACAGCAGAGCCUCUACGUCAGGUGUAGAUAUUUGAUUUCCUGUUAUUGUUUUUCUGCAACUGUGGUGAUCUGUGAAAGCGGAGUUUUCCCCGAGCCGAGGUUUCCCGCCUGCAGACGCUUUAACGCCAGGUGAGCGGCGGUAACUGUGAUGAAGCUCCUCCUCACGGGCGGCAGGUAGCAGAGCUUUCCCUCAUCAGGCUGUUUGUAAAGAAUACAAUAAAAUAAUCUGAAGACGGAAACCCAUUUCUCUGGGAGGGAGUUGUUUUCUGUGUUUUGACCCCCACGUACGUCAGAGACUGAGAUCUCCUCCAGCACGAGCUGGAUCCUCCACCGUCUCCACAAACACUCUCAAAUGUUGCACAUUGUCACGCAGAAAUGGGGAAAAGGAGAAUCAGUUAUGCUUGAACUCAAUGUUCACGUCUUCAUCAAGCCAUGUGUUUUUCCUGGAGUGUGUGUGUUUUAUUUUUAUUUUCUCUCCCUCCUUGCCUGAAGACAAUUGCACACAGUCACUGUCAGUGUAUGUCAAGCGUUUUCCCCCCGUGUGGAGGUCGUGUGAGCACCAACGCUGUUGUCUGAGCUCUGUUUUACACAGUAACUCCAUCUAGACAUGAGGAAAUCUGAGUCUGAUUGAGGGGUUGUUUCCAGGAGGAGCUGUAGAUCUGAUAUCUGGGGAGAAAAAGCAGACUCUCCCCAACUUCUGCUGGAACAAAGUGCCAACGAGGCAACAUUUCAAAUGUGUAAGACGUAUUGUUAAAACCACUACUUUGAAAUCCUUUUUAAAAAGAAACAAAAGUCACUUGAAGCAUUGUGUAUUCUUACAUUCUAGAGCUAUAGUUGAGAAGCUUAACAGUAGUUUCUGUUGUCUCUGUAAGUCUAUGUACACGUAAAAUAUGCGACUGCAGUGAUUUAAUAUUAUUACACUCACCUUAAGUGGAGAAAAUGUUUACAAAGGCAAUGUUUUGUUACACUAACGUGCAUCACGGUAUUUAUGUUUAUUGCUUUUUUGGUUCCUUGAUUCUGUUUCUGCUUUUUUGAGCCUGGUUUUCAUUGGGGUUCCUGUUGUUUUUUCUGGAUCAUCUCCCAACACAACACUCGGUAACUUACAACAUGGUAAAGAACACGAAGCUGUUCAUUUCAGGUAUUCACACAAAGCUGCUCCACCUUAGAAUCGGCAGCGACGUUCCCUGCAGGCUUGGAUGUGAGACGACAUGUUUUUCCUGUUUCUGCCAUGCUUCUUUAACUUAUGUCCUCUUUGUGAAGUACAGGAAGUCCUGUAUUACCCUGAAGUUUUGUUUUUUCUUUGAAUAAACUUUAAAAGUAAUUUUAAAGGAAGAA